UAUUUAGACUUCAAAAUGAGGAUACGACGACUGUCGGUUUUUUGGACGACGUGUAUCAUAGCAUUUAUUUUUAUUUUAUACGUGGUCACGGACUUAAGUUUCAAAUUGCCUAGUAUAAAACCGGCCGUGGAAAUUGAUGAGAGUAAAUGGUCUUCAUUUGAAUCAAAGUUACGCCACAUUGAGAAUGAGUUGAACCAACACCAUGCAGUUGUCGGAGAGAUCAAAUCUGCAAUGAAUCAGAUUGUUGAGCAAUCCCAAGAUUUAUCACACCAGAAACGGCCUAAGGAAUACCCUAAGGAGACAAAGUUGAGGGAAUUUAAAGCAGUUGGUGACGAACCACCGAGGAUGCAUAUAAAGCUUAAUACAUCAACUUGUCCUGUACAAAACAUUUGCACCAAAACUGAUGUUCAGAUGCUAUCAAUGUACGAACGCAUAAUGUUCGACGACAAAGAUGGCGGUGUGUGGAAGCAAGGCUGGAAUAUAGAAUACAAAGAGGAUCAGUGGAAUCAAAAGAAUAAAUUGAAGGUUUUCAUUGUGCCACACUCACACAACGAUCCAGGAUGGAUAAAGACAUUCGAAAACUACUACAAAACACAAACAAAGGCAAUUUUCACAAACAUGGUGGAAAAAAUGAGCGAAGGCGUCGGCAGGAAGUUUAUAUGGGCCGAGAGAUCCAGUUGCUUGUCGCUCUGGUGGAACAGUGAUGCAACGGAAAAGGACAAGCAAGCGUUUGCGAACUUGUUAAACUCGGAUAAAUUAGAGAUUGUAACUGGUGGAUGGGUUAUGAACGACGAAGCGAACUCGCACUGGCUGGGAAUAAUCCAGCAGUUAACUACUGGACAUCAGUGGCUUUUAGAAAAUCUGGGUUAUAUACCGAAAAACGCCUGGUCAAUAGACCCUUUCGGAUAUUCUAGCGCGCAACCGUACAUACUUAAGUUGGCGGGCAUGGAGAACUCGAUAAUCCAGAGAGUACAUUACCGUGUGAAGAAAGAGUUGGGUUUGAACAGGCAGCUGGAGUUUAGGUGGAGGCAGGUGUGGGACAGUAUCGGUAAAACUGACUUGUUCACUCACGUGAUGCCCUUCUACUCGUACGACGUGCCUCACUCCUGCGGACCAGACCCUAAGAUCUGUUGUCAGUUUGACUUUAAGAGGCUACCAGGAAAUGGAAUAACCUGCCCAUGGGGCAUAGCGCCGCGGAAAAUCACAGAGAAAAAUGUUGAAGAAAGAGCCAUGUUAAUUCUGGACCAGUGGCGUAAGAAAGCGCAGUUAUACCGCAGUAACGUGGUGAUGUUCCCGCUCGGCGACGACUUCAGGUACGACCGCGCCAACGAGUGGGACCACCAGUACAAGAACUACGAGAUGCUCAUAGACUACAUAAACAGUAACGACGCGUUGAAUACUGAGGUACAAUUCGGCAACCUCCAAGACUAUUUCAAAGCCGUCCACGCUGAGAUGAAGCUGUCGAACUUCCCGGUGCUGUCCGGCGAUUUCUUCACGUACGCAGACAGGAACCAGCACUACUGGAGCGGUUAUUUCACAUCGAGGCCGUUCUAUAAGAACAUGGACAGAGUGUUGCUGGCCUAUGUAAGGGCGGCGGAGCUGGUGACGGCGCAGGCGCAGGCGGCGGGCUCGGUGUCGCGCGUGCUGGCGCUGACGCUGCGCGACCGCGUGCGGGCAGCGCGGCGCGCGCUGGCGCUGUUCCAGCACCACGACGCCAUCGCCGGCACCGCCCGGGACGACGUCGUCGACGACUACGCCAACAAACUGUUGGCCGCCAUAAAGUACUGCCAAUCAGCGAUUCAGCAAGCAGCAUACUACCUCCUCAAGCAGCCGCAAAUACAAGACCAGAGCCAAGAGGACAUAUAUUUCAACGUGGACGACAUCUGGCGGCAACACGAUGAGAUCCCCACCAGGAUCACAAUGGCUUUAGACGUAGUCUCGCCGUCGAGGCAGCUGGUUCUGUACAACGCGCUGCCGUUCAAACGGCAAGAGAUUCUUACUGUGAUUGUAUCCACGCCUCAUGUGGAGGUGUUCAACCCGGAAGGCGACCCCAUCAUGGCGCAGAUCUCUCCCGUGGUCGCCGGCGAGAAGCGGCUCGGGCUCGCGUCCAACAAGUACCAGCUGUCGUUCCCCGUCGUGGUAGAACCGCUGGCUCUCACCACGUAUACUGUUUCAUUGAGAGACGUCAUGAGUAUUAACAAAUACACCUCCUACUCCCACAUACGAGUGUACAACGCGGACUACUGGACCCUGGACUUGCCCAAGAUGUUCCCCGUGGAGCAGCCGACCGCGCGGCUGAUGGAGGACAUCACGUUCCAGGCCAGCAACAGCACCAGGGUGGUGGCCAACAUGAACGGAAUGAUUAAGGCGAUCGUGUCAACAGAUGGCGCCACUGUGCCAGUACAUAUGGACUUUGUGCAAUACGACACACAGAAAGGCAAAGACAACAACAGCGGCGGGUAUUUGUUCAUCCCGUCGGGUCCCGCGACGGAGUUCAAACCCGAUGCGUUCCCGGAGAUGGUGGUCACGGAGGGAAUCUACAAGUCCACGCUGUACACCGCGCUCACCGGGCCGCGCGCCGCCGAGAUCGUGCUGGCGAUAUCAGUGUACAAUAACCCAUCACUGCCGCAAACCGAAGUAGAGAUCAGUAACACGCUCUUGAUCGACCCGCAAGUUGACGACCUAGAGCUGGCCAUGCGGUUCUCUACAGGAGUCAAGAAUGGAGACGUUUUCUAUACAGAUUUGAAUGGGAUGCACAUGAUCAAGCGUCGUUACUUCGAGAAGAUCCCGCUGCAAGCUAACUUCUACCCGUUGCCAGCCGCGGCGUACAUCGAGGACGACACGACAAGGUUCACGGUGCUGACGUCCACACCGCUUGGCAUGGCGGCACUGCAGCCCGGACAGAUCGAGGUGAUGCAAGACCGGCGCCUGAGCCGCGACGACAACCGCGGCAUGAACCAGGGCGUGCUCGACAACCUGCGCACGCGACACGUCUUCAAACUACUACUCGAGCCGGCCGGCAGGGACUGUCAGAAACCCCCACCAGAAGCAACGAGCGGGCAGCUGACCCUAGGGGCUCAUAUUGCCCAGCAGUACCUCCUGCAGCCGCUCAUAAGCAUGCAGUACACGGCACGCGAGGACACCUCCCGGCCCGCCUACUCUCGAUCCACUGUCAGCGCCGCGGACAUCGUGUUGGCCUCGUGUCAAUCCCACGUGUCCAGUAAGACUAAAGAUGGCGGCACACUACGAGGCAUAGGAGUGACGCUGCAGCGGGUCCAUCUCGACGAGUGUUACGGGAAUAAGGACGUGUAUAAAUCCUACCCCAUCGGCGAUGGAGUGGUCCAAAUAUCAGACUUGCUAGACGUGCAACGUGACCGCGUGUUCGACAGUUCACUGACCUUUGUUAGCGUGCACAACCCGUUGCCGGAGGGCGUCGUCACGCUGUGCCCCAUGGAGGUGCGGUCAGUAUUCAUAAACCAAUCGCUCAACAACGGCUGAGUCGAACAUAGCGUAUAAAUACGGGACUGAUUAUAUUAAAUAACUGUUGCAGGUCUGCAACGUUUUAGCAUUGUAAUUUUAACUCAUUGAAAACAAUUUCAAAUCAUAUCACCGCAGUCACUUGUAAGUUAACAAAAUACUUGUAAUAUAUAAUUCAAUUUGCAAACAAUUUCAAUUUUUAUUAAUAGUGGCAUGAUUGUUAUUGCCUGUUUUUAUUAAGCAAAUACUUGUAAUAAUGCCGUUUGUAAAGUAAUAUUUGUUUCAACAGUACAAGCAUAAUAUGUAAACAGCGUUAUUGUCAUGAUUUACUAGGUUUUGCAUACAUUUCAAGUGUACUAUUUAAAAUAAAGUGAAUUAAAAAUAUAAUAUAGAUAGAUAUAAAAUUAUAUUAUAUAAAUUCAUUUAUAAUUGAGAUAAAGUCGUGUUAUUUAUGUUGCUUGUGAGAUAUUGACGAAAAAGUAUUUUUUUCCUUUGUUUUUAUAAAUUCAAUUUAAAAACACCAUAGAGAUUUGUGGCAUAAGACGAUUCUAUCGGGUUACUAUGAAAACUUGUCAUGUGUUAUGACUAUAUUAGGCUAUAUAUUUUGUACUUAUUAAGUAUAUUAGUAAAAUUUUGAGAUUUGUUCAAUUUACCAUUCUUUGCCAUUAACCCACUAAUAAAGAUCUUCUUGUA
Manduca sexta (tobacco hornworm) is the source of this 4170-nucleotide messenger RNA. RefSeq names its product alpha-mannosidase 2. Gene Ontology annotation, molecular function: carbohydrate binding; alpha-mannosidase activity. Lineage: Eukaryota; Metazoa; Arthropoda; Insecta; Lepidoptera; Sphingidae. Gene Ontology annotation, biological process: N-glycan processing; protein deglycosylation; mannose metabolic process. Gene Ontology annotation, cellular component: Golgi membrane. The record is from RefSeq and is a predicted model, not a curated record.